This is a messenger RNA of Aspergillus pseudotamarii, 2208 nucleotides long. Its product is annotated as Zn(II)2Cys6 transcription factor. The transcript has 4 exons. The coding region runs from base 1 to 2208 and encodes 735 amino acids. Lineage: Eukaryota; Fungi; Ascomycota; Eurotiomycetes; Eurotiales; Aspergillaceae. Gene Ontology annotation, cellular component: nucleus. The record is from RefSeq and is a predicted model, not a curated record. Gene Ontology annotation, biological process: DNA-templated transcription; regulation of DNA-templated transcription. Gene Ontology annotation, molecular function: zinc ion binding; DNA binding; DNA-binding transcription factor activity, RNA polymerase II-specific.
AUGGAUCAAGAAGAGCAAUCCUCGCAGCGGGAAAGCACACCGGCGACGCGGCCGAAAUCUCGCUCGGACCAUUUGAUGAAGCGCGUGUCGAGAGCCUGUUUGCAUUGCAGGCAGCGAAAGUCGAAAUGCGAUUUAGAUAGUAACGGCAAUCCUGGAGUACCGCCAUGCCAACGGUGUCUCCGAGAUGGUCGCGAAUGUAUUUUGGGGAGCUCAAACCGUGGAGGGCGCCGUAUCCGUAAGAACAAAAUGAAGAACUUCACCCCAGAUACAACCCUUCCAGGCCAACGGGAGCCUGUUAUCGAAUCGAUCAGCCCAACCGCUGCAGACAAUCGCCAGUCCACAAAUACUUCAUACCCUGGUCCGGUUGUUUUUGUACCUCCUAAUCCCACAACGGCGACAUCAGUAUCGGUAGAUGAUGAAGAUACGGCUUCAAUUGGGUCGGUCCCGCGGAAUCCAUCUGAUGCUUGGCAGUGUCUCACAGGCAUUGCCAAAAGAGGUGAUGACGGCCCUACCCCUGAGACGAACACUGAUUCUCUGCGCACAACCCACAGCGCCUUCUCAUUUGGUGCUCUCCAGAACGGCACUGUAACCGACUUUCAACCGAAUAGUGGGAUUAAGGCUUACAGACUAGUGCAAUCACGCUCCUUAGACCCGGGCACAGUAUGGCAGUUAGUUGUUCGAUACGCCGAAAAUUUUCACCCGUAUCUCCCUUUGGUGCCGCGGAAAUAUUUUAACCGCAGCGCACUAGAUUCCUUCGCUACAAAUGAGAAGCAUCUGCUCACUGCGGUACUUACAAUCGCAUCGAAGGAUUUAGUCGAACGCCCGGAAAUCCAUGAAUACUGCUCAAAAUAUAUGCACGAAUUGAUCUCGGGAAUAGCUGCUGGUGCCGACUGUGAUGUAGAGGCCGUGGAGGCCCUUCUUCUACUUGCCGAAUGGGAACCACAGGGUCUUCGUCCACGCAUCGAGCGCGUUGGUCGUGGUGAGGAGGAUCGAGCCGCAUGGAUGCAUGUUGGUCUGGCCUUGCGGUCAGGUUAUUUCCUAGGCUUGGACCGGACCUCCUUCCGAGGUGAUCCUUCAGGGGAUACAGAGACGGAAGCCCGCAGAAGGCUAGCAUGGACCAGCUGCUACAUUUCAGAUCGAUUAAUAUCUGUCCGUAUCGGACGGGCUUUUUGGUCUCGUGGACCUGGCCCAAUGACAGGCCUUGUCAGUCAGGAUUUUCCUUCUUUACAACCUAUCAAAGAUGGAGAUGAGGAUUACGCGAGAAUCUUCCAGGCGACCUUAGAUUUGACACAACUUUAUGGGAAUGUACAUGACGUUCUUUACUCUGGUAUGCGGACAAGCAACCAAAUGAUGCUUAUGGGGGACUAUGUAAAAUACGUGGAUGAUUUUCGUCUCGCGAUUUUGCGGUGGAAGUCGCUCUGGGGCUCAUUACCCUGUUCUACGCCCAUACAAGCUACUUUACAACUCUCAUAUGAAUAUCUAAGGCUGUACACUAAUGCUUUUGCAUUCCAAGCUGCAAUUUCCCAAUCAAUGGUGUCGAAGUUAAAGAAUGAUCAGUCACAAAGAGAACAUCUAAGAUCAACUUUCAACGAUGUGGCAUCGAUGCAAGAUGCCAGGUUUAUCUAUGAAUCCGUGGAUGCCGCUAAGGCUUACUUGACAAUUCUUGUUGACCUGGUGCAUCCAGAGAAGCAUCUUCACUUUAUGCCUCUCAGAUUUUAUCUGUACGGAAUUUAUGCAGCUGUUUUUCUGUAUAAGGCUCGAUCGUUUGGAGUAAUGCCAAAUGGCGAGGAAACAAAAGUGCGCGAUCUUGUAACACGAACUACCGACGUAUUGAAACGAGCAAGUGCUGGACCGGACGACAUCGGCUCACGUUAUUCCCGGCUUCUGGAACUCCUGUGGAAGCCUAAGGCUAGGACAGUUGCCUCUCCAGCUGGGACACAUCAGAGCAGUGAUUUCCAGGUGCAGAGUAACGCUAUACCCCAUCGCUUGCCUGAGCAAAGUAAUUAUAUGCAAUUCAGCCCUGCGAACGAUUUCUCGUGGUUGGAUCUUGAAGCAGUUGGGGACUACGUCUCGGGAGACCAAUUACCCGGAGCGAACACAUUGGCGUUUGAUUCGUUCCAGAACCCCGAUCCGUAUCAGACAGGGCAGGACCGUUCCCAAGCCUGGCAGCCGAAUUGGCCUGGAGAUAUGACCAAUCUCCUGUUCUAG